UGGCUGCUGAUUCCGACCCGCAGAAGAAGACGCCGGCGGGGAGACAAGAGGAAGAAAAUGACAGGGCGCGCAAAAAGAAAACCCAAAUCCAGUCAGGAGUCAGGUACUGGCAAUGGGGAGUUGAAGAAAGCCCGUACUGAUGAACCCAAAGCCGCGCCAUCGUCAGACGUGCGUUCAAAGCAACGAGAUGAGAUGAUGCAACUGUACAAGCUUCAAAUGCCAGAAGACCUGUACCUCUUCUGGGACUUCUGCAAGGAGCUUUGUCCCGACAGCCCCCGUGGCGCUCUGAAAGACACGCUGGGUUUGCAGCUGGUUGGUCCAUUUGACAUCCUUGCAGGAGCCCACAAAAACUCCAACAAUCCUCACCCCAACUUCCACCUCCACUGGCGGUAUUUAUACGACCCGCCGGAGUUCCAGACCAUCAUUCUGGGGAGCGGAGACAGUCAACAUCACAUCGGCUACUACAGAGACGCUCCAGACUCCCUCCCUGCGUUCGUUGGGGGAAAUGAAGCCAAGAAAGGCUGCACUAUCACGCAGAUGGGAGACAACGUGUUCGCUGCUGUCCUCCUGUAUCUGUUGAAGAGGAGGAAAGAGAGGGGCAGCAAGAAAGCAGGGGGCGAGCCCUUGGACAGCUUGGAGGCACAGCUGAGGGACCGGGCGGAGACUCUGGGCUUGUCCCUAGAGCAGAAGACCAAAGGCAUGAAGCAGCGGGACAAGAAGGUGGUCACCAAGACGUUCCACGGUGGCGGCAUCGUUGUACCUGUAGACAAGAACGAUGUUGGAUACAGAGAACUACCAGAAACAGAUGCUGGCCUCAAGAAGAUCCUGAAGGCGAUCGCUGAGGCCCGGAACGACGAGGAGCGCGUCAAAGCCUUCGGACCUCUGCAGGAGAUGGUCACGUUUGUCCAGUUUGCCAACGACGAGUGUGACUACGGCAUGGGAUAUGAACUAGGAUUGGACCUCUUCUGCUACGGAUCCCACUAUUUCCACAAGGUUAUCAGGCAGCUUCUGCCCAUGGCCUACAGCCUCCUGAAACGGAAUCUAUUUGGGGAGAUUCUGGAGGCCCACCUCUCCAGCCGCAGCAACGACAACCUGGACCAGCUCUCCGCACAUUAGAGUGAAAAAAAGACUCCGAAGUACACUCCAGCUCGAGCUCUGAUAAGCUUUUCCCCACCACGUGUCCUUGUCUGACUGUUGUUUGUUAUUGUUCAUGUUUCCUGGUGGUUUUGGUGCUGCUGUCAUUGAUCGGAACCCGUUCAAUGAUAAUCUUGUUUGUAAAAGGUU
Anoplopoma fimbria (sablefish) is the source of this 1284-nucleotide messenger RNA. Its product is annotated as histone PARylation factor 1. Gene Ontology annotation, cellular component: nucleus. Gene Ontology annotation, molecular function: poly-ADP-D-ribose binding; histone binding. NCBI's taxonomy places the organism in Eukaryota, Metazoa, Chordata, Actinopteri, Perciformes, Anoplopomatidae. Gene Ontology annotation, biological process: DNA damage response; regulation of protein ADP-ribosylation. Bases 58 to 1116 code for a protein of 352 amino acids. The transcript is spliced from 8 exons. The record is from RefSeq and is a predicted model, not a curated record.